This is a messenger RNA of Enhydra lutris kenyoni (northern sea otter), 2851 nucleotides long. RefSeq names its product chromosome unknown C3orf20 homolog (gene FAM194C). Lineage: Eukaryota; Metazoa; Chordata; Mammalia; Carnivora; Mustelidae. The record is from RefSeq and is a predicted model, not a curated record. The coding region runs from base 1 to 2724 and encodes 907 amino acids. The transcript has 15 exons.
AUGACUGACAUCAAGAGCAACCGAGAAUUGUACCAGCAGUACACAGCCUCGGCUCCCAGGCUGCUGGCCCGCAUCUCCAGACUGCUCAUCAGUUGCCGGAACGCAGGCAUUUCUGUACCUAAGGGCAUCAGGAACAUCUUUGAGUUCACUUGGGAAGAACUCACUGCUGACCCCAUGUUGCCUACCCCAUCCAACAUCGUGGGCCUAGAGAUCAGCAUUGGACCCCCACCCAUGGUGCUCAUGGAAUUAACCCCCGCACAGGCCCCUGUCCAGAAGAAGCCACCACCACCACCACCAUCAGCACCACCACAGCAAUUGCUGCCCACAUCCACUGGGUCAGCCAAGUUCACCCAGUCUCCCACCCGUGGCCAUCUAGCACACUCUAGCCAGGAGACCCUGCACAGAUUCCAGCAGCAGUCCAUCCACCUGCUGACAGAGCUGCUCACCCUGAAGAUGAAGGCCAUGGUGGAGUCUGUGUCUGUAGGUGCCAAUCCCCUGGAUAUCACAAGGCGCUUUGUGGAGGCCAGCCAGCUCCUCCACCUCAAUGCCAAGGAGAUGGCUUUUGACUAUCUGAUCGGCACAAUGGGAAGAAGUAGCCGGAGUGUUGGACAGAUGGGGAAAGAUUCCUUCAUGAACACUCCAGCCAUGGGAGUGAACACGCCUUACCAGCUUGUCUAUGAGUCCUCCACUGGCUGUCUGAGCUUUUCCCUCUCAACUGGAAGGGAAGUCAAGAAGAAAACAGGUAAAUCAAAAAACUUAGAAGAUAUAACCGUGUUGUCCUUUCAACGAGGAGCUGGAAUGUCUGCCUCUGACAGUGUGGAGUUCAGCGACCCCUGCCCUGAGGUCCGGGAGAAGCUGCAGGAGAUGUGUCGCCAUAUAGAAGCGGAAAGGGCCUCGUGGAAAGGGAGGACUUUCUUCUGUCCCCUGAUCUUUCGCAACUACAGGGCAAAGGUGCCCCCUCAUCUAAUGUCAGCCCCGAAAGGGGAUGCUCAGACCCCGAGCUCCCACCACCCUCACCCUUCAGGUGCUCAGACCUCCGCUUCCACCCUUCACCAGCCUCCCGCCUACCACCACCCUCACUUUGUCCGGCAUUCUCAGGAGUGGAAGGUAUCCAAGAAGAUCAUCAAGUUCCACUACGCCUUCUAUGAUGGGUCCUCCUUUGUGUACUAUCCCUCUGGAAACAUCGCCAUGUGUCAGAUCCCCACAUGCUGCAAAGGAAGAACCAUCACCUGCCUCUUUAAUGAUACACCUAGCUUCUUUUUGGCUCUGCUCAAUGCUGAAGGACAGGGCUGUGUUCAGUACAACAUGAAGGCCCGUUGCCCAUACGUCUUGGUCUUGGAUGAGGAAGGUGGGACUGCCAAUGACUACAAAGGCUACGUAGUUCACAAAUGGAGCUGGACUUCUAAGACAGAGACUUUGCUUUCCCUGGAAUAUAAGGUGAAUGAGCAAAUGAAGCUGACGGUGCUAAGCCAGGACUCCAUCACGGUCACCUUCACCUCCCUAAAUGAAAGAAUAACACUCUCCGUAUCAGCCAACAACUGUCCCCAUGGGGUAGCACAUGAAAAACGGCUGCUGACCCGCAUGGAUGACAAAAUAUUUAAGAUGAACCGAGCUCUGGCAGAGAUCAAGAAGCGGUUUCAAAAGACAAUGUCACAGUUCAUGAAUUCUGUCUUGCUAGCAGCAGGGCUGUUCACCAUAGAAUACCCGGUUAAGGAAGAGACAGAAAUCAGUCGAGCCAAGGUAAAAUCGAGUCCCUAUCUUGAGCGGAGCAUCAAGCCAAUUUCAUACCCAGGAGAAGCUGUUUUAUUACGAUCUCAGUCAGCCCGACCUGAAUCCUCAACUGGAGAGUCUUUGAGGGAAGAGCAUGGGUCUGCUUCUAUAAGCCCCACUCGGAGGAAGAGCAUCAGGAUCCACGCCAAAGCCGUGGUCACACCCAGAGGAAAGGCUGGAGAGAUGCACAGCCCCACCAGGUGGGCAGCCUCGCCCUCCGACUGCCCACUGGUGCUGCGGAAGCUCAUUCGCAAGGAAGACAUUCGGGCUGGCUGCAGGUGCAUGGUGAAGGCACCGCUGGUCACCGACGUGGAGCUAGAGCGCUUCCUGUCUGCACCCCGUGACCCCGGCCAGGUCCUGGUUUUCGGGAUAGUCUCAAGCCAGAACCCCACCAGCACCGCACAGCUCCAGUGGCUGCUUGACACACUCUAUAGUCACCGACAGCAGGGCCGUGCUUCGCCCUGCAUCCAGUGUCGGCAUGACCCCUACCGCCUGCUGCGGUAUGACCUGGACAGCUCCCUUCAGAAGGACCCACCCCUGCUGGUGAAGAAGUAUGCUGUGUUGCCGGGGAUGAUUCUGAUGUUCGCCGGGGGGAAGCUCCUUUUUGGUGGCUGUGUUUUGAAUGGAUAUGGCUUCAGUAGGCAGAAUCUGCUGAAACAGAUCUUCCAGGCUCGACGAGACUGCAAGAUGGGCUACUUCCUGCCAGACAACUACAAGUUUAGCGUUCCAACCUCCACCCCGGUCCCGGAAGACCCUGACUCAGCCAAGAAAGCAAUAUCGGAAGAUACCCAACAAAGCUUCUCCUCGUUGGCCAUGGGGGACAAGGUGGAGGAGUCCCCUCCUGAAGCCGAGAAGAAAAUGAAAUCGCCUGAAGUGGAUUUGCCUGUUGUCAGCAAAGUCAGGAGGGGCAGUAAGAAGGUGGUCCCCUGGAAAAAACAGGCCUCUAAGAGGUGAUGCUGUCCCUGUGGCUACCCAGAGCUCCAGGCCUGGACACAGCUCCUCCUGUCCACCCAGCCCUGCCUCCCAAAUCCCCUACCUGCUUUCUCUGAGCCUCUGCAUAAUAAAUGAGCAUGUCUCCAGC